UAUAUAUGCAAACCGCAGCCUGUUGCUGUGGUAACUGCUCUAUGCUACUCAGAACAGCUAAUUCCACGUUCUCAGACCCAUAGAGUUCAGAAGGUGCGAUUGCUGCAUUCGCCCCCCCAGGCCAGGAGCAUCCUGCUGCUGCAGAGCAGCGCGCAGUGAGCAGCAGGCAGUGAACAGCAGGCAGUGAGCAGCAGGCAGUGAGCAGCAGGCAGUGCUGUGCAGCACUGUGGGCCGGCAGUGGCACUGAAGCUGUGCGCAGGCGGAAGCCAGGCGGGCGUUCAGGCAGCGGGAGCUGCGUGCUGUCCUGGCUGCGCCCUUGCACGCUCACGGCAGAACGAUGUGCAGUGCCCUGGGAGGUUAUGGUCGGCCCUGAGGGCCCGCCCGACGCCGCGCCGCUUCGCCCCGCUCGUGCCGCCCGCAGCGGCACCCGGAGCCGCCGCCACCCGUAACCGAGAGACGCUGCCGGGCCGCCUCCGCGUCCCAGUAAAAGUUUGCCGGGAAAGCCGGAGCCUUCCGGCGGAGCGCAGCCGGCCGCCCCCGCCCGCUCCGAGCCGCCCGUGCCCCCCAGCGGCCGCCCCGAACGGCCCCGGCCCCGCCAUGGGGUGCUGAGCCCGGCCGCCUCCCCUCCUCCCCCCGCGUGGUGACCACUCGGCGCCCCCGGCCCCAUGUGCCCCUAGCGGAGCGGGAACCGCCUGGAGCCGCUCUGCUCGGCCCCGCUGCUGUGUUGGACGUUGACCCCGUAGGACCUAACGAUGGCCGUCAGUGUCACGCCCAUCCGCGACACCAAGUGGCUCACGCUGGAGGUGUGCCGGGAGUUCCAGAGAGGGACGUGCUCGCGGCCGGACACGGAAUGUAAAUUUGCACACCCGUCGAAAAGCUGCCAGGUGGAAAACGGACGUGUCAUCGCCUGCUUCGAUUCAUUGAAAGGGCGAUGUUCGAGGGAGAACUGCAAGUACCUUCACCCGCCGCCGCACUUAAAAACGCAGCUGGAGAUCAAUGGCCGCAAUAACCUGAUCCAGCAGAAGAACAUGGCCAUGCUGGCCCAGCAGAUGCAGCUUGCCAAUGCCAUGAUGCCCGGAGCCCCGCUGCAGCCUGUGCCCAUGUUCUCCGUCGCGCCCAGCCUAGCCACCAAUGCCUCGGCUGCCUUCAACCCCUACCUGGGGCCUGUGUCCCCAGGGCUGGUGCCGGCGGAGAUCCUGCCCACCGCGCCCAUGCUGGUGGCGGGCAACCCUGGUGUCCCGGUGCCUGCUGCCGCCGCUGCUGCUGCGCAGAAGCUGAUGAGGACGGACAGGCUGGAGGUGUGUCGGGAGUACCAGCGCGGGAACUGCAACCGGGGCGAGAACGACUGCCGGUUCGCUCACCCCGCCGACAGCGCCAUGAUCGACACCAACGAUAACACCGUUACGGUCUGCAUGGAUUACAUCAAAGGGAGAUGCUCACGGGAAAAGUGCAAAUACUUCCACCCUCCAGCACAUCUGCAAGCCAAGAUCAAGGCUGCCCAGUACCAGGUUAACCAGGCUGCAGCUGCCCAGGCAGCAGCAACGGCGGCUGCCAUGACUCAGUCGGCUGUCAAAUCACUGAAGCGACCCCUCGAGGCAACCUUUGACCUGGGAAUUCCUCAAGCUGUACUUCCCCCCUUACCAAAGAGGCCUGCGCUUGAAAAAACCAAUGGUGCCACCGCAGUGUUCAAUACUGGUAUUUUCCAAUACCAGCAAGCUCUUGCCAACAUGCAGCUGCAGCAGCACACAGCCUUUCUCCCACCAGGCUCAAUAUUGUGCAUGACACCCGCUACAAGUGUUGUUCCCAUGGUGCACGGUGCUACGCCAGCCACUGUGUCUGCAGCAACAACAUCUGCCACAAGUGUUCCCUUCGCUGCAACAGCCACAGCCAACCAGAUACCCAUAAUAUCUGCCGAACAUCUGACUAGCCACAAGUAUGUUACACAGAUGUAGACAUUUUGUCAUCAAACAAUCAUCACUGAGGAGAAAAGGACAGUGUGUUUGGGUUGAGGAAGGACAAGUUCAUUAGCCAUAAUGUAUAUACCGUCAAGCCACACUCAGAACCCCCUCAGCAGUAAGACAUCCACACAUUGCAUGUUAUGGAGACGAACGAGAACUUGGAAAUCCACUGCACACUGUUGCCUAUAUACUUUGUACAUUUAAUUGAUAUUUGUGCUGAGGUGAUCUUCUUGUCUAAGAACUACAACAUUGUCUGUCUUUUCUAGCACAGCAGUGUGCGUACGCGCUCGCAUUCGCGUGUGCGGCCUGUUUGCCACAUAACCACGUGCGUCACCUUGAAAAGACAGACUAUGAUGUAACCAUGAAUCUAUUAUGUAUUGGUACGUCUGUAGACCAAGAUAUAAUUUUUUAAAGUAAGUUUAUUUCUUUCAAGGUUUACAAAUAACAAAGGUGCACCUUGUAUUUAAAAUUGCCAUUAUAGAUGAGAGCGUGCAUGCACAGUAAUUUUUGUUUUAAGAGUAAUAUUUUUAAUGUAAUAGAUUGUAAGAAGCGGUAAGAGAGGUAUCUGACAGAGAUGAAUGUGCCAAGCAAAACCACAACCGUGUCUAUUUUAAAGCGCGUCGAUGGCUUUAAGUACCACGUUGUUAAGGAUUCUCAUGAAGUGCCAUAGACUGUACAUCAGACCAGAGUGUUAUUUUGCAGUGUUACUUUCAGAACCACGUUUUCGCUUUCCUUGCUCGUACCGAUCAGGCAAAGGGCACCGUUCUGUUUCCAAACCAAAGCCGUCUCAGAAAUGGCGCUCGCUGUGCUGCCGCGCGCCGGAAAGGGAAAAGCCAUUUCUGAGACGCGGUGACAAGUGUGUGAGGAACUUCUCCUGCUUCUCUGUACAGCCUCUGUCAGAAGUCAAAGGACUCUAAACGCUCUGCAGACGGGCUGCGCCUUCCCUUCGCACAGUCACGCCUUAACUGGUGACUCUAAACUAAGGCGGCGGAAGCACUGGGUCAGAUGCACGACAAACCAAAACGUGGCGAAACGGAGAUGUUGAAUAGCGUAGGAACCGGGGGGGGUAAAUGCUCGGGUGAGUUUUAUAUGUGAUUUUUUGUUCAGAUUAACUGCUUAUAGCCUUAGAAAGCCUUUACAAAAUAAUAAUAAAAAACAGAUAGAUGUGCAUUCAAGUUUUAAGAACGGAUUCAUCCAAAGGAAUUCCUCUUUGUGGUUUGGAUGUUGCAGCUCGUAAAGGGUAUUUUUGCUCUGUUCAGCAAAGUGCUGACGUGGGGGCCAGGGCACUGGCAGCACAGCGGGUGGAAGAAGCGCGGGUUCGGUUCUAGAACCCUCCAUACUUCCGAGUUUACGGCGAGUUUUUAUGCUUGAGAGAGAUGCUUUAUAGUCUAAGAAUGACGUGUUGAUUUUACUGAUUGUACUGUACAUCUAUUAAAGCCUUAGAUUAUUACAUUACGGGUUACAACCCAUACCAAUGUAAUUUCAAUCGUGUUAAGAAAGUAUAGGUGACUUCACAUGUUAUCGUAGUUACUCGACAUUAUAGAAUAUUGCUUAUUUUCUUCUCGUCGGAAGUGUAGUUUUCAUUUCUUACAUUUAUUAGGUCGUUUCGUUUCCUAUUACCAGCUGAGUGCCGUUUCAGCUCCUGGGGUCGUGUUUUGUCAGAGCUGAGCGAUGAGUUUUCUGAAAUAGAGAGCAGUUUUCUUCAUCACGUAACUCAGUUUUGGAUCUCUGUAGCGUCAUCCGAAUAUUCGUAUUCUUGUUGACAAAAUGACUUCUAUUUUGCCAAUUUAAUAUGACAAUGUAAGAAUGUCAGUCAUCGUUAGUUCUUGUCUAGUUCUCAUUAAAAGAACAAAGAUCUUUUAUAUGGAUAUCUUAUAAUUAUAUAAUCAUUGCUAAGUAAGGAGUUAAGUUGUUGCUAUGGCAACGAUCCUGGCAGACAAUUGAGUAAUAUUUUGAUGAUUUAUUUUGUUUGUAAUUAGUUAUUAUGAGAAAAUCUAGUUCCUAGAUAUUAGAAUAAAAUUUAUUUUCUACUGUAUCCAUUUCAAAUGUUAAAAUAUUGUUUAACUAUUUUUUGAGAUCCCUGGAUAUCAGGCCUUGUUAUAAAUAAGCUGCAUAAUCGAUAGAUCAAGGGACUUUUUGUUGAUAAUCCAAAUACUCAAAGUUUACGUAAUGAGAAUUAUAGCGUGUGUGUGCAAACUCGUGAGGGUUGAUUAUGCUGCAGUUGAGCAUGUGGGAACGGACCGGGAGAAGGUUGACUUUUUGCACUUCUGUAUAUAGUCAAAAAAGAGAGAAACCUGUAUAAUAGUAAGAUCUUAUUUUGAAUAAAAAUGUCUAUAAUUACAAGGAGUUUUGUUAAGGCUAAUAAAAUGACAGGCUGAACAAAAUUGCUUGCAAAAGUGGCACAGAGUUAGCACUCCAUACCCCUUCGAAAAAGUUGCUUUGCUUUAUGUGGACAGCUUGUAGUUUGCCAGGAUUUUUUCAGCUGGAAAGAUCUGCCAUCCUUCCGAGAUCUCAUGACUGACAAAAGCUCCACUGGUUCAAAUCUGCCUGAAAACCAUUACGAAAAAAGGAAAAAAAAAAAAAAAAAAAAAAAGGAAAAAGAACAAAAAAAAGCCGGUACUUCAAACCAUCAAGGUGAACCCAUGGAUCCAGUAUUGCGUACAUUACUCAGAAACUACUGCAUGUUUAAAGUAUCAAAGCUAUAUUAAAGGUAUAUACUACUCCGACCAGUUUCUGACCAUUUCAGUGGUUUAUUGUUCACAAAAAAGAUUCUUCAAAACCGAUACUGACUUUCACAAAAGAGUUGAAUCAUGAACAGGCAAACCGAACAGCACACCGUAGCUGUAGUUGUUACGUGAUUAUUUUUUAUUGCUGUAGUGGUCCUGUUCUUUUAGCAGGUGAAAAAAAAGAAAAAAAAACAGACGAAAUUUUACAGUUUUAAUGGGAAGCACUCAAUAAACCUCGUGGUUGCCGAUGCCAAAGCUGGAAAGAAAAGGCGGUGGGGCCGUUCCUUACCUCCCUCCGGUGCUCAGACGCAACGAGGGGUAAGCUGCACUUAUUUGCAACCCCGCAACUUUCAUCUGCUGAAAGGACAGAUGUGCUUGGUUUUACUAUUAUGUAAUCACAAACUUACUUUUGCUUGUAGUUGCUCCGAAUUAUGUACUCUGUCCUGGGCUGCAAUUUGUUUUUAUGCUUAUUUUAUUCUUACUGCUAUAGUUGACCUUGCUGUAUGGAAAAAUAAAGUGAAAUUGCCCUAAUAAAAGUUCUCUUUCUUAA
Molecule: messenger RNA, 5234 nt
Organism: Tympanuchus pallidicinctus (lesser prairie-chicken)
Lineage: Eukaryota; Metazoa; Chordata; Aves; Galliformes; Phasianidae
Gene: MBNL1
Product: muscleblind like splicing regulator 1
Exons: 11
Coding region: 753-1952 (399 amino acids)
Molecular function (GO): metal ion binding
Source: RefSeq, a predicted model, not a curated record